CUAUAAUAAAAUCACCUUUUUGCACCAAAAACGUCUCAAGAAUUCUUUCCUGGCCCUUUGCUCACGGAGUCCACUUCAAAUUUCAUCACUAUGUCUCCAGCUGCCUUCUUCCUGUCCUUCAACAAACCCUUUUUGAAAAAUGGGCAUCGCCCAGCCUACGGUAAAUUUCAGUGGGAAGAAGAUGCCUUGCCAACAGAUUAAAACACUUUUAAACCAAAGACCUGAUCCUUUUCUCUUGCCUCCACCCACCACCCCCCACCACGGUCCACCGCCCCCGGCAUUGGAGAAUCGGGUGCGACGUGGGGGCUGGGCAGCGCGCUCCCGGGGGAAACCGGGGUGCGCCAGGGGGCGCCUGGGCCAUCCCGCGCUAAUCUGGCCAGCGCACAGCCAGGCGGUCUCCUAGCGACCCGAGUGGCUGGGAAUACACACCACGAAGGCCCGGCUGUCGUCGCAGAGCCAGAGACACCAUGGACGACCACAAGCGGCUGUGUGGGCCCGGGGCGCCAACCCGCGUGCCAGUGGGCAGGGACUGCGGGCCCCGGUACAAAGAGAAUCUACCUUCCAAGUGUUACAGAAAGCACAAGCACAGGCCAACGUGCCCCACCUCCCUGAACAGUUUGCGAUGGAUAUUUGUGAAGGAAGGACUGGAUGACUUCCGUAAAGGCUGCCCACCUUGUGAGGGUCUGAUCACUCGGGGUCCUCAGGAGGCCUUUCUCCCCCAGAUUCAUCCCACAGCUCCUCGACCUGCCCCAAAGAAGAGACAGCACAGGUGGUCCAAGGAAGCAGCCUCGUUUUCCAAGCUCUCGCCAGCCCAGCAGGCCCAGAAGGCCUUCCUGGCGGAUGUUCAAGCCCAGCUGACCCCACACCCCUUGGCUCUCUACCCGAAUCUGGGGGAAGACAUGCCUGUUGAGCUCUUAUUAAAGGUGCUGGAAGUGCUGGAUCCCGUCAGGAAACUGGAGGACACCUGGGCUUAUUGUCAGGGCAUCAGGAAAAGAACAAAGGAACCGGCAAAACUUUUAAAAACACAUUCUACUGAAAUCCACCCGGGACCUCCCAAGAAGACUCCUGGGUCGCAUCCAGGUCAAUGGCUUUUUAAAGAAAAGAAGCCAAGUGAAACAGAUUUGCUACACCAAGAUGGUCCUCUUCUUCAUGAAAAUGUACGCAAAGGAGUUAGUGACUUCUGCAACUGGGCUACUUCUUUUGGAAGUUCAAACAUUGAUGAAGAGUUCAUCCUGAAACAGUUUGACAUUGACCACUGGAGCAAACCAAGCCAUGAUGUGCUCCACACAAUGAGACUCAACCAGGUUCCUCUGGAGCUAAAGAAACUGCGGGAGCCACGAUUUUUCCAGAAACUAGACUAUGAGCAGAAACACCAGAAACUGCAGAAUUCUUAUAAACCAAAGUAUGUGAAGAUGAAGUAUGGAGCCUGGUACCUGAACACCAAGUUGUGGAAAAAGCAAAGAGCAGACGAACCUUUGGUUGACCCUAAGGUCUCAUGUAAAGCUCAAGAUGAGAAUUUUAAAAAGGAGCUGCAGGAACGGGGGGAGUUACUUGCAGACCUUCAUGGAACAAUUGCCUUUAAGGAUUUCAUUCUAAGCAGGGGCUACAGGAUGCCGAGUGUGAGUAAAGGGUCAUUUCAGAAAGGCUUGCUGAGGGGCUCCCGGUUGUUGAUGGGGCAGAGUCAGCACCCUCUCCAAAGCAAAAUAUGGUUGAGUCUUGAACAACAUAGGCUUAAACUGUGGUCUACUUACACAUGAAUUUUUUUUUUUUUAUAAAUGUAGUAUGUUACUGUAAACAUAUUUUCUCUUCCUAUGAGUUUCUUAAUAACAUUUUUUCUUUAGCUUACUUUAAUGUAAGAAGACAGUCUAUAAUAAAUAUAAUACACAAAAUCUAUGUUAAUCAACUGUUUAUGUUAUCAGUAAGGCUUCUGGUCAACAGUAAGCUAUUGGUAAAGUCUUUGGGGAGUCAAAGCUUAUACACAAAGUUUCAGCUGAGUGGGGGGGUUGGUGCCCCCAACCCCUGUAGUAAUGUUCAAGGGUCAUUAGUACUUCUCAUACCAGGACUCAGGUUCCUGGAAGGAAGGGCAUGCUUUUCCCUAGACAAAGGCCCAGAGAUAGGAUUUGGCUUUUGCUUUUUUUAUUCUACCUAUUUGUUUUCUGCUGUCAGAGGUGCUGUCUUCCUGCCGACUCACCUGCCUGGAGUUUGGCCUUAAUGGGGGCAAAGUGGAAGGGGUCUAUGUGCAGGGCAUGUAUCUUGCAAACUCUGUUACUCAAACACUGUGAUGUCACUAGGAAGUCUUUGAGUGUCUUUUACUUCCACAUCUAAGGACAGAGAGCUAUGGGUGGGUCAGGACAAAAUGGAGUUGAGAUUCACAAUAGGAAUUAGCCUGUGUGGGUCAGCCUUGUAUGGAAACAGACUAGGGCAAAAGUUCACUUCCCAGGGGCCCACCAGUAUCUUCAUAUUUUUCCCACUUUCUCUCACCCUUCAUCUAGUUUCUCCUCUCUUAACUUGUAAAGCUAGCCCCAGCUGCCUCCCACUUGGAGCGGCCACCUUUGGAAGGCCAGUUGCAACAUGGGUGGGGUGGGAGGUUGGCAGGGUGGACCAUUUUUAGCAGGAGGGCCUCAGAGCCCAGAGUUCUGUGUCCAGACCAGCCCUGUCACCACAGCAAGAAACCAGCUAGUCAUGCUGCCAAAGUCAUAGCUGUUAAGUCAUGUGUUUAUUCAGGGCCCUCUGUGUGCACAUCCCAUGAGUCUUUAGGAAGCCGUGCAGCCAAGAUGGUCAGAAGGUUGGGAGAUGGGACGCUGGAUUUCUUUUUUCCCAUGAAUGAUACAACUAACAAUAGCUUAUACUUACUGGCAAAUAAAUAUAUUGACAAAACUCAGAUGCAGACUGGUUUCAAAGUUAAAUGUGAGGGUAAGUCUAGAGUGUGAGGAGAGAAGGGUGAAAAGACUCCAUUACAGAACUGGGAUGAGGGGUGCCUGGGUGGCUCAGUCGGUUAAGCAUCUGACUUUGGCUCAAGUCCUGAUCUCACAGUCUGUGGGUUCGAGCCCCAUGUUGGGCUCUGUGCUGACAGCUCAGAGCCUGGAGCCUGCUUCAGAUUCUGUGUCUCCCUCUCUCUCUGCCCCUCUCACUCAUGCUCUAUCUCUCUCUGUCUCUCAAAAAUAAAUAAAAGUUAAAAAAAAAAACUGGAUGAAAUAUCUCCUUUAGCUUUGAGUAUCAAUAAGAGGCCUGUGAGAUAUAUUUACCAUACUUAUAUACAUUUAUGUACUUAUAACUGCCUAAUCUGUAUGUGAAGGUCACACAAAUGUACAUUUACAUACUUACAUGUGUGAAAUAUACAAUAUGUUGAUAAUAUUUUAUAUGAUAACAUAAUUGCACAUAUUAUAGAUUUUAUAACAUAUAUAAAUGCACUU
This is a messenger RNA of Felis catus (domestic cat), 3413 nucleotides long. RefSeq names its product family with sequence similarity 47 member E (gene FAM47E). The record is from RefSeq and is a predicted model, not a curated record. The transcript is spliced from 7 exons. Lineage: Eukaryota; Metazoa; Chordata; Mammalia; Carnivora; Felidae. The coding region runs from base 468 to 1757 and encodes 429 amino acids.